UGCGUAUUUAUACCGUAUUUGGGAAGAAAUGUCAUCCGACAGGUACAAUGUGGAUUUUUGUUUUUCAUUCUAGGUGACUUUAUGGAAUGGGUGCUUAAGAAAACAAGAAAGGAUUGAAAGUAUAUGGGAAAAUAAAUCAUGUGGUCUUCAGAAACGGGAAGAAAUGCAGCCAUCUGAAAUGGUCAUGAACCCCAAACAAGUCUUCCUCUCUGUGCUGAUAUUUGGAGUCGCAGGGCUUCUUCUCUUCAUGUACUUGGAAGUCUGGAUUGUGGAACAACAUACAGGGAGAGCAGAGAAGAAGAGAGAAGAAAAAGCACCUUUAGGAUGGGUGCCAGUAAAUUACUUGCAGCCUACACCCAGAAUCAUGACUAGAGAAAAAAUCCAGGAACAUAUCAUCAGCCAGAACCCCAAGUUCCAUAUGCCUGAGGAGCCCAAGGAAAAAAAGGAAAAUUUUCUAGUCAACUCUGAGAGGCCUACAGGAGUCUUAACGGAGAUCAGCCACUCACAAGGAAAGGAUGAAGCUUUGGGUAAAACCAUAAGGUCAUCAACAAAUAAUUUGAUCGAAAAACUUCAAGGAACAAAGGCUCUUUUCAGGAAGUUCAGCAAAAUGAAUUGGCCAUUGGAAACUAGUCCUUUAAAUAAAAGUUUAGUCAAAGACAGCAAAUGGAAGAACACUUAUGUAACCCAAGAAAAACGCAGGUCAUUCCUCCAGAAGUUUUGCAAGAAAUAUGGUGGAGUGAGUCGUCCCCAAUCACAUCUUUUUCACAUGGUAUCCAGGAUCUAUGUAGAAGAUAAACACAAAAUCUUAUAUUGUGAAGUACCAAAGGCUGGUUGUUCCAACUGGAAAAGAGUUCUGAUGGUGUUGAAUGGAUUGGCCUCCUCUGCAUACAACAUCUCCCAUGAUGCUGUCCACUACGGAAAGCACUUGAAAAAGCUAGAUAGCUUUGACUUAAAAGGGAUAUAUACUCGCUUAAAUACCUACACCAAAGCUGUGUUUGUUCGUGAUCCCAUGGAAAGAUUAGUGUCCGCAUUUAGGGACAAAUUUGAACACCCAAAUAGUUAUUACCAUCCGGUAUUUGGGAAGGCAAUUAUAAAGAAAUAUCGGCCCAAUGCCUGUGAAGAAGCAUUAAAUAAUGGAUCUGGAGUCAAGUUCAAAGAGUUCAUCCACUAUCUGCUGGAUUCCCACCGGCCAGUAGGAAUGGACAUACACUGGGAGAAGGUCAGCAAACUCUGCUAUCCAUGUUUGAUCAAUUAUGAUUUUGUAGGAAAGUUUGAAACUUUGGCAGAAGAUGCCAAUUACUUUUUACAGCUGAUUGGUGCUCCAAAAGAGCUGAAAUUUCCAAACUUUAAGGAUAGGCACUCUUCUGAUGAAAGAACCAAUGUUCAAGUCGUGAGACAGUAUUUAAAGGACCUCACCAGAACUGAGAGGCAGUUAAUUUAUGAUUUUUAUUACUUGGACUAUUUGAUGUUUAAUUAUACAGUGCCAUUUUUGUAGUUUGCAUUCAUUUUCUAGAACUAUGUAUUUACUAAUGAUGAUGGCCUCAAAUCAGCUACUGUAACUUUACUGUAAUACUCUGCAUAAGAGAUAUUUAACAAAGUGCAGUUGUCCUAAUUUAAUGAGGAUUUUACCAAAUAGUGUGACACCAACUGAUACAAAUUUAUAGGAAAAUGACCUAAAAGAGACAUGUAAACAAUUUCAGUUGCUCUAAAAUGUUUAGAAAAGAGCUGCUUUUGCAUUAUGGAUUGUACUGUAGAAGCAAUAACCUAGCCAGCUGUUACAUUAGCUAAAACAGCCUCUUGCAAUGGUAGGAAGAAGGAUCUAAAAUAGCAUGAGUGUAUGUCUAUAUCCAGGAAUUCGUUGUCUAAAGUGCAUGAAUAUAUAUUUAACAGUCUGUGGACUAUUAAUCAAACCAGUGCGUAAGUUUCUAAUACCCUGGAAAUUUAUCAACUGUAAUGAUGAAUCAAUUUUGAACUGGUAUUUUGGACCUAGGCAUUUUAAUUUCGAUUGGAAGAUAUUAUGUGAUUUACAAUAUGAGAACAUAACAGAAAAACCAGAUGAGGCUACAGCUUUUUAUAUUCAACAGCCAAUAAAAAAUGCACAACAUGCUGAGAUCAAAGCAA
Molecule: messenger RNA, 2121 nt
Organism: Trichechus manatus latirostris (Florida manatee)
Lineage: Eukaryota; Metazoa; Chordata; Mammalia; Sirenia; Trichechidae
Gene: CHST9
Product: carbohydrate sulfotransferase 9
Exons: 5
Coding region: 164-1495 (443 amino acids)
Biological process (GO): carbohydrate biosynthetic process; proteoglycan biosynthetic process
Cellular component (GO): membrane
Molecular function (GO): sulfotransferase activity
Source: RefSeq, a predicted model, not a curated record